Galendromus occidentalis (western predatory mite) is the source of this 1791-nucleotide messenger RNA. It is a transcript of the gene Cad96Ca, whose product is annotated as tyrosine kinase receptor Cad96Ca. NCBI's taxonomy places the organism in Eukaryota, Metazoa, Arthropoda, Arachnida, Mesostigmata, Phytoseiidae. Bases 1 to 1767 code for a protein of 588 amino acids. The transcript has 8 exons. Gene Ontology annotation, cellular component: signaling receptor complex; plasma membrane. Gene Ontology annotation, biological process: protein phosphorylation; positive regulation of kinase activity; homophilic cell-cell adhesion. The record is from RefSeq and is a predicted model, not a curated record. Gene Ontology annotation, molecular function: transmembrane receptor protein tyrosine kinase activity; calcium ion binding; ATP binding.
AUGAGUGUCCUCGUGCCUCUCUGCCUGGCACUCUUCGUCGGGGGAGCCGUUUCAUUCGAUGGACACAAUACACCCCCGUCGUUCGUGUCACGUAGAGACAGCAUCGUAGAUGAAGACCACCGCGUCGGAGAUCGGGUGUUCGUUGUCCGCACCCUCGAUGCCGACGGAGACCCGAUCACUUUCAGCUUAGGAGCAGCGUUGUUCCAAGAUGCGUCCAAGUACUUUCGGAUCGAUCCUCAGACCGGGGAGGUCUUCCUCAAACAAAGCCUGGAAGGGCUCGGCGGUCAAGAUUACUACAUGUAUGUCAAGGCUGACGAUGGCCACCAUCAGGCAAAGAUGGAGGUCAGUGUGAAGAUUGUCCGAUCCGCGCACAAAUCCCCGAUCGAACGCAAAGAGGAACUCAACGCAGCGCCCAACCCUCCGCGCUCAGUGGACAAUCAGCCGAUUCAUCUGAGUGUCCCACUACCGCCGGACUUCCCCAAGUCGAAUGUCCUGCCCUCGGAUCCUGCUUCGCCGGGGACCAGAGCUCCUUCGACGAGUCCGACGUUCGCGGUUUUAUUCUUCGCGCUGCUAGCUGGGCUCGGUGCUCUACUGGUCUACGCGGGAAUCUACUAUUUCAAUCCGAGGAAACACCGAGGCUCCUUCAAGAAAGGAAUAAAAUGCACAAAGAGCAGUGUGUUCCGAGAUGAAAAAGCUCAGGAUAUCGCGUUGCCUCGGAUACCUCUACAACCUUCGUGGGUGGUAGCGUUAGAGAAACGGGAACCUGUUCUCAAGUCGGCAGAGGUUUUCAGUACGUUGACCGAUCAUAAGGGUGAAUUUCCGAGACAUCGGCUGAGAUUCUCCCAUAUUUUGGGAGAAGGAAACUUCGGACAGGUCUGGGCUUGUGAGGCGCGAGUUCAGCACGCCUCGGAUAAAGAACCCACCUCGAUCACCGUGGCAGUGAAAACCUUGAAAGACAACGCAUCACAAGAGGAGAAACGUGACUUCUUGAGUGAAUUGUCGAUCAUGAAACUGCUGGAUCCCCAUCCCAACAUCGUCACGCUCCUCGGUUGCUGCACCGAAAAAGAUCCGUUGUUCGUGAUUAUGGAAUACGUCCGAUUCGGUAAGCUCCAAACCUAUCUGAGGGAGAGUAGACCGACGGAAAAAGGAGAGAACGCCAAACCGUCAUUGACGUCUGUGGAAUUGACGAAGUUCGCCUACCAAGUGGCUCGUGGCAUGGAAUAUCUGUCAUCGAAGGCAAUCAUCCACCGAGAUCUAGCCGCGCGCAACGUUCUCGUGACCGAUACCAAACAAUGCAAAGUGUCAGAUUUCGGAUUCGCUCGGGACGUUAUAUCGAACCAAGUCUAUGAACGGAAGUCCAACCGAAAAUUACCCGUCCGUUGGAUGGCUCCCGAAUCCUUGUUUGAUAACAUUUUCACUACCAAAACCGACGUUUGGUCAUUCGGAGUCCUGCUGUGGGAAAUCGUCACACUCGGUUCUUCACCGUAUCCCGGGAUGGAUUCCAACGAAGUGAUGCGUCGGGUUCGGGACGGUUAUCGACUCGAACGUCCGGAUCACUGCAAACGCGAAAUCUACAACAUAAUGUCGUAUUGUUGGGACGCGAAUCCGAGUCAGAGACCGUCGUUCACGGAGCUCACACACAUGCUCGAUAAGCUGCUCAUCAGCAAAGAUGAUUAUAUUGAGUUGGAACGAUUCCCCGAUCAUGCAUAUUACAACGUGUGUCAUGAUCUCCCGGUGAAGCAUCCGGAGCUCGAUGCUCUCAAUUAGCGAUUGAGAUAAACUCAUUUAUAC